Dipodomys spectabilis (banner-tailed kangaroo rat) is the source of this 1821-nucleotide messenger RNA. It is a transcript of the gene Cbs, whose product is annotated as cystathionine beta-synthase. The transcript is spliced from 16 exons. The record is from RefSeq and is a predicted model, not a curated record. Bases 92 to 1735 code for a protein of 547 amino acids. NCBI's taxonomy places the organism in Eukaryota, Metazoa, Chordata, Mammalia, Rodentia, Heteromyidae. Gene Ontology annotation, molecular function: cystathionine beta-synthase activity; cysteine synthase activity. Gene Ontology annotation, cellular component: cytoplasm.
CUUUUCCAUGCGUGCCAUGGGGCAGGAGCCAGACUGGCUGGCCCCACAGGCCUCGACUUGAACCAGUGCCUGUGCCUCUGCAGAUCUCAGCAUGCCUUCAGAGACACCCCAGGCCAAAGAGCUUUCUGCAGGGUGCCCCCACAACUUGGGCAUGCACCCAGGGAAUGGAACCCUGGAGCAGAGGCCUUCCGGGGAGAAGGAGCGUGCAUGGAUCCGGCCCGACACCCCGAGCAGGUGCACCUGGCAGCUGGGCACACCGGCCACCGCCUCCCCCCAUCACCACGCCACCCCGGAAAAAUCACCAAAAAUCCUGCCAGACAUCCUGAGAAAGAUCGGCAACACUCCCAUGGUCAGGAUCAACAAGAUUGGGAAGAAUGCGGGCCUGAAGUGCGAGCUCCUGGCCAAGUGUGAGUUCUUCAACGCGGGCGGGAGCGUGAAGGACCGCAUCAGCCUGCGGAUGAUCGAGGACGCCGAGCGGGACGGGACUCUGAAGCCUGGGGACACCAUCAUCGAGCCCACCUCCGGGAACACAGGGAUCGGGCUGGCGCUGGCGGCCGCGGUGAAAGGCUACCGCUGCGUCAUCGUCAUGCCGGAGAAGAUGAGCAUGGAGAAGGUGGACGUCCUGCGGGCCCUGGGCGCCGACAUCGUGAGGACGCCCACCAACGCCCGGUUCGACUCCCCGGAGUCCCACGUGGGCGUGGCGUGGAGGCUGAAGAACGAGAUCCCCAAUUCUCACAUCCUAGACCAGUACCGCAACGCCAGCAAUCCCCUGACGCACUACGACAGCACGGCGGAGGAGAUCCUGCAGCAGUGCGAUGGGAAGCUGGACAUGCUGGUGGCUUCGGCCGGCACAGGCGGCACCAUCACAGGCAUUGCCAGGAAGCUCAAGGAGAAGUGUCCGGGGUGCAUGAUCAUCGGCGUGGACCCCGAGGGCUCCAUCCUGGCCGAGCCUGAGGAGCUGAACCGGACGGAGGUGACGGGCUACGAGGUGGAGGGAAUCGGCUACGACUUCAUCCCCACCGUCCUGGACAGGAAGGUCGUGGACCGGUGGAUCAAGAGCAACGACACGGAGUCCUUCACCUUCUGCCGGAUGUUGAUGGCGCAGGAGGGGCUGCUGUGUGGCGGCAGCUCAGGCAGCGCCAUGGCCGCGGCCGUGAAGGCUGCCCGGGAGCUGCAGGAAGGCCAGCGCUGCGUGGUCAUCCUCCCCGACUCCGUGCGGAACUACAUGUCCAAGUUCUUGAGCGACAAGUGGAUGCUGCAGAAGGGCUUUCUGAAGGAGGAGCUUUCCGGAACCAGGCCCUGGUGGUGGCACCUGCGCGUCCAGGAGCUGAGCCUGCCGGCCCCGCUGACCGUGCUGCCCACGGUCACCUGCGAGCACACCAUCGCCAUCCUGCGCGAGAAGGGCUUCGACCAGGCGCCGGUGGUCAGCGAGUCCGGGGCUAUCCUGGGCAUGGUGACCCUGGGGAACAUGCUGUCCUCCCUGCUCGCUGGAAAGGUGCAGCCGGCCGACCAAGUCUGCAAAGUCCUCUACAAGCAGUUCAAACCGAUCCGCCUGACGGACACGCUGGGCACGCUCUCGCACGCACUGGAGAUGGACCACUUCGCGCUGGUGGUGCACGAGCAGAUCCAGUACCACAGCAGCGGCCAGGCCAGCCAGCGGCAGAUGGUGUUCGGGGUGGUCACUGCCAUCGACCUGCUGAGCUUCGUGGCGGCCAGGGAGCAGGACCAGCAUUGAGGUGCAGUUCAAUAGCUGAAAACCCACAACGCGGGAGCAAAGGCGCAUUCAGGACGUCACGCUGUCCCCUCGCCUCUAAGUCCACA